Pomacea canaliculata is the source of this 9439-nucleotide messenger RNA. RefSeq lists its product as uncharacterized. Gene Ontology annotation, molecular function: signaling receptor activity. The record is from RefSeq and is a predicted model, not a curated record. Lineage: Eukaryota; Metazoa; Mollusca; Gastropoda; Architaenioglossa; Ampullariidae.
UCAAUGCAGCACAUCUACACCUGAUUUCACUAACCACUCGUGUACUAUGCUCACCCUUGGAGAAGACUAAGAGAUCUGACCUGACUACAAUGCAACCAUGAAAGGACUUUCUGUACAAGCUUGUUGAAGGUGUGCCUUUUGAUCUACCUUGCAGGGCCAGGCGCAGCAGGCAGCUGCCCUGCAGGAUGGAUGUCUGGAAGCACCAAGUGCUAUCUGAUACAGACCGAUGCCACAGACCACUCCACUGCUGUUACACAGUGUAACAUGUACAAUGCCACCCUGGUGUCUAUAUCUUCACGUGCAGAAUGGAACUACCUUCUGAGCCUGCUACAGCCAGGUGACAACGGACAGUACUGGUUGGGUCUGCAGCGCUCGGACAGCGGUGUGUACACCUGGGUCAACGGACAUGUGUACAACAAGUCAAACAUAGCCUGGCUGGCGAACACAGAGGGCUAUGGCUACCAGAAAGGGACAUCAGACUGCGCCAUCUUGAACGUCACCGCGGGAUCGAAGCCGUCAGCUGGCUACGUCACUUACCGAGCAUGCGCAGAGAAGCACGUGACUGUCUGUCAACGACCUUCUGACCUCCCUUAUGUCAGUCUGUGUGACAUGGAUGACGGGUGGACGGACGUGGGCAACGCCUGCUACAAGACGUGGACAGCCGCCGUGACGUGGUAUGACGCCGAGGCCGAGUGUCAGCGGCAAGCCAGUCACCUCUUCGUCCCGACCUCUGACCACGACGACACCUUGGGUCAACUGAAAGUUGCGGUGCCAGCAUGGAUUGGCCUGUCGGACACGGUCGAGAAGGGUGUACUUACUACAGUGACCGGCGGGCGGCCAUUACAGUCGUGGGCUGAAGGCCAUGACGGUCUCGUUAUUCCUGGACAGACCUGCUUCACGGCGACAGUCACUGCGGCAGGUUCUGUGUCCUACACGGCGUCGACCUGUCACAACGAAGUGGGUUUUGUCUGUCAGAGACAUAUAGGAUCGUGUCCUCCAGGGUGGGACGAGCACGCCACCCAGUGCUACCAGCUCCAAACCACGCAGGCUGAGUACACCACGUGGUUCCUUGCCAAACAGUUCUGCCGAGAUGAAGGGGCAGAAAUUCUCAUCAUAAAAAGUAUGGACGAGCACGACUUCAUCACACAGAAGCUGUCACGUGACGGCGUGCGGAACGUGUGGCUCGGAUUCUCAGAUGAAGGUGACAGCAGACACCUUGCAAUGGGCGGACGGAAGCCCCGCCAGUGGAGCUGGAGUCUUUGGGGUGUGGAUGUCCUCCUUCCCGCGACCGGAGACCAAUCGUCUGGACUGCGGCAUACUUCAAAUUGGGAAUGGAAACGGCUCAUGGAGCAAUGGAUAUUGUCUAACUUAGUGUGGAGAGUUUUGCUUGCCUCACACCUGUUUGAAAGCACUGAGGCCUCACUAAGUCUUGCUGUGCAAGGUCCGGCCAACUACAGCUGCGAGGACGACACGUGGCUGCUGUAUGGCAACCAGUGUUUCAACCUCAACCAGUUCGACACGUCCUGGGACCUGGCGCAGCAAGGGUGUCUGGGGCUGAAUGCUCACCUGGCCACCGUGUCUGACAUCGGCAUCCAGUCUUUUCUUGGCUUGAAGCUGCAGACAACAUCAUGGAUUGGUCUUCGGCUCGACCGCCAUGACAUGAAAUGUCCUAUCGAUGACCUGAUGGCUGAAAUGAACUCCCUACAGGCCAACUUCACCAACUACUUGCCGGGAAAGCCCAGUGGAGCGAGUCAAGGUCUGGACUGCAUCGAGAUGUUUGCUGGGCCUGAGAUGACAGGAGGCUGGCUGGACCAGAACUGCAGCAAGCAGCGCGACUACAUCUGUCAGAAACCUGCCAUUCAGUCGGGGUCGCCAGCUGUGCCCUCUGUCGUCCCGAGUUCUGACAGCUGCGACCUGAACUGGAUUCUGAACCCCACCAUUGACGUCUGCUACCUGAUGGUCGUGGAUGCCCCCAAGGAGUGGGUGACCGCCAGCUACGACUGCUUACGGCGGGGAGGUAACUUGCUCAGCAUCUCGGGGCCCGGCGAGCAGACACGGGUGGAAGCCAUGUUGAGCUCGCUGUACCCAACCUACCAAGAUCCUUUCUGGAUCGGAGCUGCUGACAGUAACCAAGAUGGCGGCUGGGACUGGACAGAUGGCGCCCCCUUUCGGUACCUCAACUGGCAUGCAGGUGAGCCUAGCGGCCCCGCUUCUACAGAACACUGCGUGGAGAUGAGAGUCCAGUGGCAGUACGAGUGGAAUGAUGCAAACUGCAACCACUACCUCAACUACAUCUGCAAAAAGAAAGCCAAGACACCAGCUGACCUCACACCCACAGCACCGACUGCCCCCUCGUAUCCAUCGUGCGUUGUCCAGCCGAUCGUGUCCGGACUGUACAGUGUCCAGUCUCAGCUCUCCUUCUCCGCCUCCAGCUACUCUGAUGACCGACACACACCCCACGACUCUCGCCUCCUGGACACCAACAAGGGUGCCUGGCGACCGGCCCAGGACCAGACGGGGGAGUGGGUAGGAGUGUUCUUCUAUCAGACCAUGCUGGUGGCCGGCAUUGAGAUCGCAGGUGAGGUUGACACCUUCAACUUCGUGUCCUCUUUCACCGUGCAGUACCAGCACGACAUCAACUCUCCAUGGCGCUGGGUGGAAAAUCCACCCGGAACUGCUCAGGUCUUCUAUGGGUCUAUGGAGCCCAGUGUGUCCACCUCCAUAUUGUUCGUGGUGCCGAUACAGGCGCAGAGUGUCCGACUGUACCCGCAGUCAUGGGGUACCCACAUAGCUGUCCGCUGGGAACUCAAUGGCUGUGUUUAUGAUGCCUGUCAGCCAGAGUACACCAUCAGCGGACCUCUGGUUGUCACGGACGACGGGUUGUCUGUGUCCGGGAUGUCGGACCCCGACCACGACGCAUUUGAUUCUCGCCUGCAUCCUAUCCAGCCAGACACCCCGCCAUCCUGCUGGCGACCCCCCGAUAAUCCCUCAUCUCCACCCUGGAUACAAGCCGACCUCGGGACUGUCAAGCUUUUACGUGGUGUGUCCAUCGCCGGUAACCCAAAUGCAGACGAAUGGGUGACAAGUUUUCAGCUGCAAAACUUCACCGGCAACAGCGACAACCACACCAUCGUGACGUACUUGCUGAAGGCCAGCAUCCCGGUGCAGCAGGUGCGCAUCGUGCCUCUGGCCGCUCACAACCACAUCGCCCUCAGGUUCGACCUGCUGGUGUGUAACAUAGGAUGCAGGGACAUCCCCCUGAUGUCAGGGAGGCACAACGUAUCGGACUCGGCCUUCUCCGCCUCGUCGACGCUCGGUCCUCGGUUCAGUGCUCACCGGUCUCGCCUGGGGGAGCAGUUCGUCGGGACUUCCGGAGGGGCAUGGAUCGCUCGCUUCUAUGACAACCAUCAAUACUUACAGGUAGACCUCGGUGAGCUGUUACAGAUAACCGGUGUGGCCACCCAGGGUAGUGAACACUACUCUAUGUGGGUGCGCUCGUACACUCUCGCCUUCUCGCAGGACGGACGCAACUACAACACCUACGCGGGCAACGGAUUAGUCGCCAGGAUCUUUGAAGGGAACCUGGAUGCUGUGUCGGUGAGGAAGCAUUACCUGGAUCGCCCCCAGGUGGCGCGCUAUGUCCAGCUGUGGCCCGUGGACUACAACCGCGGAAUGGCCGUGCGCUGGGAGCUGUAUGGAUGCCCGGGCCCUAAUUCUGGCCAGGCUAUAGGUUGUUACCAAGACAACCCGCAAAGCCGUGACCUGCCCUACGAGCCGCUGGUGGAUCCUUUGGCAGGAGUCUGGCCCGCUUCUUGCCGCGCCUCACUGCUACGAAAAGGGUUAUACUACGCCGGCCUCCAGAACAGCUCCACGUGUUACUGCGGCGACUCAUACGGCAGGUACGGGUACACACCCAGCGCCUGCACGCUGCGCUGUCAGUCUCCCUACGACGACCAGUUGUGCGGCGGUGUUUCAACAACUUCAUCUACGAUACCGGCCUCUGUGACACCAAUGUUCAAGUACUGCAAAACUGGGUGGACACCGAGAGGCGACAGCUGCUACAUGGUGAUACUGGAGAGGGCGAGCUGGUUCAACUCGCAGGAGGUGUGUCAGGAGAUUGGAGGCGACUUGGUGGCCAUUGGCAGCAAGGUGGACAACGACUUCGUCUUCAGCCUCCUGGCGGCAAGCAAUGGGAUGGAGCGGGUUCCAGGGGUCCUGCUACAAGGUGUUGACACAGGGACUGGCGCCUGGAAUGAUUCCAGACAAAGCUGUCUAGCUCUUAAUGCCUCGCUUAUUCGCAUCGACGACCAGUUUGAGGAGGCUUUCAUCGCCAGUCAGCUCGCCUCGUUGUCGGGUUACUUCUGGACGGACGUGGCCGACACAGCCUCUGGAGAAUACAGUUUCUCGGACAACUCCGGCUUCGUCAAGUUCACCAAGUGGGGGCGAGGACAACCACGUCAAAGGAGGGAGCGGUCACUGCGUGGCCCUGAGGGGAGGACAGUACGAUGGCGGGUGGUACAACCGGAACUGCACGGCCAAGCAGGACGGUGCCGUGUGCGAGAAACCGCUGCCCGGGUACGUGGCUCUACCUACUCCUCCCGUUGUCCCCCGGGCGCCCGCUGCCCUGACGGGUGGUACGAAGCUACCUACAACUGCUUUCAGAUGAAUGUAGAAUCCGUAAAAAAUGGUCUGACGUGGGAUGAAGCCAGAGAAGACUGCCAAAGCCAAGGAGCAGAACUCGCCAGCUUCCAUUCUAGAACUGACUUUGACGAUCUCAUCAAAAGCCUGCCACAAGGCGCUCCAACAACCUCUGGAUCGGACUUUUUUACGAUGAAGAAGAUGGAGGUAAGACCUACAACUCUCCUGACAAAGAGUCUGCUAAAUCUGAAGUGGAGCGACGGUAGCAGUGUGAACUUUGUCCUGUGGAAGCCCGGGCAGUCUAGUGGGGUUCAACAAGGUCAGACUUGCGGACAAGUGGACGUGGGGACAGGUUCCAUGGUCCAUCAGUACUGCUACGACAGGCACAGCUGGCUGUGCGCCGUCCUGCGAGGUGCUGUUCCUACUCCGCGCACCACAGUGAUAGCACCUACUCCAGCUGGUCCCGGAAGCUGUUCCCCUCGGGACGACACCUGGAAGCGGUUUGGCGACUCGUGCUACUACGUCAGUACAGGUGCAGGUGACGAAGCGCGCACCUGGCGGGAGGCGAGGGCGUGGUGCCUGAACAAGAGUGCCGACCUGGUGUCCAUCACCUCACAGAAGGAGCAGCUCUUCUUGCAGACUCUGAUAAACAAGGUUACUGUACAAGCUCUGUGGGUGGGACUCAGCCAGCUGGACAUCCAGCACGGCGUGUUCUGGUCAGACGGGUCACCAGUGGCCUAUGAGAACUGGGAUGCCAGUGAGCCAAACAACUUUGGGGGUUCAAAACUCUGUGUUGACAUAUUGCCUAGAAACGGGAGGUGGAGUGACGAAAGCUGCGCCUUGGAGAUGGGCUUCGUCUGUGAGGACUCCCUCAUCGGGUCUCAUCCUGUCACGGGUGCGACAGUUUCACUGACAGGAUACUGUCCCUCCGGUUUCAGAGGCAUUGGAGUCAAGUGUUUCCGCAUCAUUGGCAACAGGGAGGGGGAGCAGCCCCGGGACUGGGCCACCGCCAGAGACUAUUGCCAGGGGCUGGGUCCUCACUACAGUCUGGCCACAGUUGCCAGUGCCGCGGAAAAUGAUUUUCUAGUCACCCUGCUGCCAGAGGACGGCGUGGCGACGUGGGUGGGACUGUUGCGCAUGACAGAUGGAACGUUUGUGUGGACUGACCACUCUGACGUCACCUACAGCAACUGGAACAUUGGGGAGCCGAAUGGAGGAAUGGAUGCUUGUGUGUACAUGCGAGGUACAGCCCGGGAUGCAGGACUCUGGAGCAGUGCCCCAUGCGGCCUCACUGCAAACUUCAUCUGCCAGACGUUUGUCGACAGCAGUGUUUCAACCCCUGAGCUCAUCCAACCCUGUGAUGCCAAGCAAGGAUUUGAACCUUUCCAGUCUGGGUGCUACAAAUAUGUCAAUCAGUCGACCUCGUGGCAAAGCGCCAAACAGUUUUGCCAGACCCUGGCGGCCAGUCUGCCUGUCGUCAACGAUGCCUACACCCAGGCUUUCCUGCAGCGCUUCGUCAACCGGAAGUCACGUGCCUCAACAACGGGAGCUGUUCCAGCGACUUGGCUAGGCCUCAAUGAUGUUAUGCAAACUGGGAAAUACUCGUGGAGCAUUCCAUGGCCGGUUACCUUUACCCGCUGGGGGCUGGGGGAGCCCUCUAGGAGAGCAAGAGAAGGAUGUGUCAGCAUGGAUGCCAACGGUUUUUGGAAAGACGACAACUGUAGCAGGGCUCUUCCCUUUGUUUGCGUGGUUAUCAAUGGUGAUGGCAAUGUUGUCUGUUUUCAAACCUCUGUGUUGGACAGGAAGCCCCAUUCUGACCCCAAGCCGCCCAGUGGACAGUGUGUGGGGGUCGAUUACUGGAUUUCCUCCGGCCCCGUCUGCUUCCUCUUCAUGACUGACGAUCACGUGACCUUCUACGAGGCACGAAUGCGGUGUGAGGCGCUGGACGCCACGCUGGUCGCCGUCCACGACAAUGCCACUCUCCAGUUCCUCGCCAGCAUGUUCUCCGGGCAACUCUGGAUCGGUCUCAUCAGUUCCGAGACCGAGGGUUUUGUGUGGCUGGACCGGUCCGCCGUGGAGUUCACAAGCUGGGCGGACUCUCAGCCUUCAGGCACUGGACAAGAAGGAGUGCCGGAACACUGCGUGGCCAUGGACUCUCAGACCCUGACAUGGGAUGACAAAGACUGUGCUGCUCACCUGGGCUACAUCUGCAGUAAACUGCAAGAAGACUCCAUCACUGCCCUCAGGAAAGCCUCCUCGGACAAGCCCUGUCCUGGUGUCUUCAACUGUGACCAGCACCAUGGUGUCUUCACCUGUGACCAGCACCAGAAAGGUCCACACCUGCCAGUCACAUCAGCCAUGACCAAGACAGGUGCCACACAGUCCACACACAGCUCAGUCCACAAGCCACCCCAGGAUCAGCGAGGUCUUUCUGGAGGUGCCAUUGCUGGGAUUGUGAUAGCAAUCAUCAUAUUGGUAGCAAUGUGUGCAGUGAUAGGUGUCUUCAUCUACAAAAGACCGAGUGGCUGCAUUUCAGUCAUGCCAUUUCGCAGGAUGCAUGGCGAACUGCAGAAUGUCUCAAACUUUGACAAUCCUGGAUUUUCUGAAAUGGAAUCUUCUGAGAAAGAUCCUUAUCAGUUUUGUUCUAAUACUUAAAUAUUUUGAUGACGUUUAUACCAACAUCAGGGAUUACAGCAUGAACUGUUAACUUGUUUGUCUACAUGGUGUCAGUCUCAUUGUUGUCUGUGUAUAGUCAUUCUCAUGUCCCUUCGCCUUAGUGGGUAUAGGGUGACAUCUUCAUUAUUUUUUGUUUUCGUCGUUUUUGUUGAUUCUUUUCCAUGGACCACUUCAAAUGGUUGACUAGUGGUCUCAACUGCCACAUCUACGCCAUCUCGCUGCUUUUGGAACAAUGCAUCAGCAUUUAACUCUUUGAUAACUUUUCUGCAAUCACAUGAAUUUUUUUUGGCUCUUGAUGCAGCUGUUCAUGCCAUUCAUCCUUGUGAGGGUCAGAAUGGACUGCUAUGUUCACUGCAGUCUUGCGUUGGAAACAUGUUGCCACUCCCAGUCAUCUACAGUUCUCUGGAAUCAAGAUAGUGUGUACUAUGGCUGCUCUGUAUUUUCUGCCAGGUCCAAUGCACUACCUCUGAACAGAUCUUACUUCCAUUCACCUUUUCCUGCUCGCAUUCUACCAGUCCUUUCCUAUGCCAAACACUUGGCAUGCUUCAUGAGCAGAUUUUUUCCAUCUUUUAUACGUCUCUAGUCAGUUGCUCACUGCUGUUUUUGUCUGUGUGCUUUAUACAUUUUGCAUCUGUUUGAAUGUGUGCUUUAAGUAUUUUGUAUUCCGAACAUGUUUGUAAAGCACAAUAAAUACUGUACAUUGUAUUCUGAACAUAUUUGUAUAUAACUUACGAUUUUAUUUCAAUAAUAUCAACAAAAUGUUAAUCAAAAGCUUCCUUACAACUAAUCUUCUGUCAGUUAAAAAAGUGGCAUUUGAAAAUAAUUACUUCAAAAUGAAAGGAAAUGCAAGUUUAUGAAAGAGUGUAGCUUUUAUCUUGCAUUAUAUCAGCAGAGAGAGUAAGUCUUUAGAAAUUACUAGUUUCAGGAUUAUCAUAAAAAGCAUUUAUUAGAUUGAAUGUAUAAAUAGAUGUAGACUCUAGUUUGCAAAACACAUCCCCAUUACAAAAGACUUUUCUAGAUGUGUUGAUGAAUGGCAUCUAGUAAACGAAGCAUCAAGAAGUAAAAUAGAUUCUGUCUUUUAUAUUUAUUAUUACUGGUUAUUUUUCAGACUACAAAACUUAUCCAACACCUUCAAAGAUUAUUUUAUUUACUUUAAUGGCAACCAAAAUGCACUACCUGGAAUUGUAUUGCUGGUGUUCAUACUUCAGACAAGUACCAAGUCUACACAAGAUGGACACAGUUUAGUGAUCUUUAGCACACUAAGGGUUGGUGUCUCACUCUACAGCUGGACUCGGCUUGCCUAUCCAUGGCAUCUUUGUCCUUGCAGACAUGAAGUAGGUCCACAUUGUUGGCACAGAACAAAUGCAGUUAUUUUGGUGCCCCAAAAUUAUUUGGCAAAGCCAAUGCUGGUUGAUCGACAACUAAAAAUGUCAUUGCACAUGAGAAUGUAUACAAAUAACUGCAAAUGAAAGAUUCUUUUAAUAAAGAAAAAGAACACAAGAAAAAAACCCAGACAAGGUCAAUAUUGAAAUAUAAGAAAUUCCACACAUUAUGACUAAAUAGGAGAGGAAAUUACCCAAUAUGUUCACUUUGGCAUAUGAACUGUACACAUACUUUAUAAACAAAAAUUUGGAAAAUUAACAUCUUGAACCAAAGGCUAAUUACAGAUAUCUGCGGCUUUUGAUUAUCUAAUUCUGUUCAUCAGAACUUUUGUUUCAGAAUAAAAAAAUAUUUUGUUUAGACCUUUGUAUGGCAACUGUGUACACAUGUAAAAAAAAUCAGGCUGAACUGGUAUGUUUUAAGAUAAUAAAACAAUGACUCCCUAACAACUUCUACAAAGGGAGUUGCACCAGUCUGCGUCAGGUAAAGUGUAACAUCAAAAAUUAACACACUAAAUCUGUUAAUGCCAUACAAUGUGAAUAUUUAUAAUCACUACUUCUCUUUUAUCUACUAGAUUUUGCAGGAAAAUGAAGCCUCCCAAAGCAAGGAAAGAAACUGAUUUAAUUAAGAGAAUUUAUUUGAAGUCAAACUUCUGAUUAUGGUGUUGACAAUGCACUGAUUUUAAAUAAAUAAAAGAACAUGGAAAGACUUGCUUUGAGCUCUUGAGCAAUAAAGUUCAUCUGCU